Ostrea edulis (European flat oyster) is the source of this 6468-nucleotide messenger RNA. RefSeq names its product adenylate kinase 9-like. Gene Ontology annotation, cellular component: mitochondrion; nucleus; cytoplasm. The transcript has 40 exons. Gene Ontology annotation, biological process: CDP biosynthetic process; UDP biosynthetic process. Lineage: Eukaryota; Metazoa; Mollusca; Bivalvia; Ostreida; Ostreidae. Gene Ontology annotation, molecular function: UMP kinase activity; ATP binding; AMP kinase activity. Bases 98 to 6040 code for a protein of 1980 amino acids. The record is from RefSeq and is a predicted model, not a curated record.
AGAAUUAAGGGAAAAUAUUCACGUAAGUUAUUUCGGGAUUACGAUUCAAGGGUUUCCGGUUACGGAGUUUCACGAGCUUCCUUAGAUACGAACAACUAUGGCGGACAAAACAGAGACGCCAUCUGGUCUGACAGACGAGGGAGGAACAAGUCAGAAAGAUCCAAAAGUUGUAAAUAUGGACAGUGUCAGUGUUGAUCAGACCAAACAACCAACAGACUCGGAUAUUGAUACACUUCUACAAGAGAAGGGAUUAAUGAUUGACCCAUACAAUGAGGAUGAGACAGAGUUGAGAUUCCUCCAUUCCAAACCCACAUGCUUUAUCAUAAUUGGAAAACCAGGCUCCGGAAAAACAAGUCUGGCUAGAAGACUAGCAUCAGAAUGGAAAUGUGAACUCAUCAAUCCUACUGAUUUGAUCAACCAGCAUAUACACAUGAUGACAGAAACAGGCAAUAAAUGCCAAGAAAUUCUUGUGAGAGGAGAGGCAAUUCCAGAGGAUAUGGUUAUCAGAAUGAUUGAGGAAAAAAUCCACUCUCCAGAGGUCGUUCAUCAUGGUUAUGUGCUAGAUGACUUCCCUUGCCUAUCAGAGGAGAACCUCUCCAUCAAAGACCAGAUUGAGCUUGUGAAGAACUGGAAACUUAAGCCAGAUUUUAUCAUUAACAUCAAGAUUCCUGAUAAAGAUUUGGAAAAGAGGCGAAUUGGACAGAAAAUUGACCCCAUGACAGGAGAAAUCUUCACUGAAGAUGUUUACAACCCAGAGAAACCUGUGAAGGAGAUUAAAGAAGAAGGGGAAGGAGAGGAAGAAGAGGAGGAGGAAGAAGAUGCUGAGGAGGCCACACCUGAGGAUGGUGAAUUCGCAUCAGAGCUUCCUCCUGAUGUUCUUGAGAGACUUUUGCGCCGUCCUGAAGAUUUGGAAGAGCAAGCUGUAGGGAACAUCUCCAAAUAUAAAAAUAAAAUGCUGCGACUUUUGGAGGAUUACAUGGCAGACCACGACCAGCAAUAUCUGAUUGAGAUGGAUGGAAAUCAAACCAUUCCUACUCUAUUCAGGCAAUUAUUGUCACGAUUGAAUUGUUUUGUCCUGCGACCUGCUGCCGUGCCAAUCCGAUUACAGGACCCAGAGGAUGAUGAAAUUCCAGAGGAGAUUGAAACAGAUGAAUUGAUGAGGACACUUGGACCUAAACAAAUGGUGGCCCCCAGGUUCAGAUGGAGGAGGAGUCGGUGGCUCAGAAACUGUCCAGUGGCUCUGUAUGAAGGAGACAUCGUUCCAGGCAAACCAGAAUUUGCUGUCAGCUUUUUGGACAAGAUUUAUGUAUUAUCGAGUGCUGAAGCCAUGGAGAAAUUUUUGAAGAAUCCUCGCCCCUACUUGAUGGUCCCACAGCCCCGCCCACCUUGUAAAUUAGCCAUUCUUGGACCCCCUCUGAUUGGAAAAACCACAUUGGCACACCUCCUGGGACAAAAGUAUGGAGCUAAGGUCUUAGAUAUGGAUGUAUUAAUGAAACCAAAGAUGGAAGAGGAAAAACAGAAAUACAUUGCUGAGCAGAAAAAGGAGGCAACAGAGAAUGCCAUUUCUACAGUCAAAAUGAAGAUCAAAGAGAAAAUGGAGGCUGAGCAGGCAGCUCGAGAGGCAGAAGAGGCAGCUGCAGCAGAACUUGCUGCACAGCAAGCAGAGGAGGAAGCAGAGGAAGAUGAGGAAGGCAAAAGUGGUGAUGAAAAAGAGGAAGAUCCAGGUGCCACAGACACUAGCACAGUGAAAGAUAGUGAGGAAAAAAGUGAGGAAUCUCCUAAAGAAGAGGCUAAGCCCGUGGAGGGGGCUGAGACUAAGGAGGUCAAAGAGAGUGAAGAAGAGCAGAAAUCUGGUGAGGAAGGUACUGAGGAGAAAGCAGAGGAGUCAAAGGUUGAGGAGAAGUCAGAGGUCACUACCACUUCCUCGGAGCCCACGGGCCCUCCACCAAUGCCUGAGGUCGACGAGACUCACCCUGAGGUUAUUGCCAUAGUAGAGCAAGCCAUGAAGUUGGCCGAGGAACAUCAAAUCUCCCUGCCACCAGAGGCCUAUAUCGAGGUUCUGGAAACCGCAAUCAAGGAUGCCGAGAAGGACAUAAGAGAAAAGACCCCAGAUGGACCAAUACAUGGUGGCUGGAUCUUGGAUAACUUUCCAAAAACAAGAGAUCAGAUGAAUAUGUGCAUAGAAAAGAAUGUGAUGCCAGAUGACUUCAUCGUAUUACAAGACAAAGAGAACAGCGAAUUCCUGCUAAAGCGUUACUACCAGAUGAACAAAGAGGAGAUUGACGGGAAGAUACAGGCUCGCAAAGAGGAGGAAGAGCGUAAAAGGAAGGCCAUCGAAGACGAGAGGAGAAGACAGGAGGAAGAGGAGAGAAAAGCAGCAGAAGAGGCGGCGAGGAAAGCAGCUGAGGAAGAGAGGUUGAGGAAGCUGGCUGAGGAAGAGGGUGAAGAAGGAGGUGAGACGGCUGAGGAAGGUGAGGAUGAAGACGUUGAGAAGACAGAGGAACCAGAAAAAGAAGAACCAGCUGAACCUGAACCUCCAAAAGACACGAGUUCCCCCACACCAUCAGCCUCUUCUUCAGAAGAGGAAGAAGAACAGAAAUCGGAAACAGUCAAGACCAGUGAACCUCCCCCGUCAUCCAUUGGAGAUGAAGAGGGGUUAAAGUCGGGAGUCAGGAUAAAGGAGGAUGAAAAUAAACUUCCCACAGGACCAGAAAUUGAGGAAUUUAAGGAGAAGAGAAAGGAGUCUGAUAGAGAGUUUCAGAAUGUUCUGGCCGCCAUUGCAGGAGGGAGCAGCAUGGAGCCCAUCAGUAUUGAGGCUGAGGAUAAAUCAGUGGAGGAGGUGUACCGAGAGUCCUUAGAAAAUGUAGAGAAACCUUUCCUGUAUGCGGGCUGGGAGUACCAGGGGGCUGAUGUAGAUGAGGAGGAGGAGGAUAUGGAAGCUGAUGCAGCAGCAGCUGAGGAAGAGGAGGAGGAAGGCGGUGAAGAGGAAGAAGAUCCCAACCGAAACAAGAAGAAGCCUUUAGGAGACACCAACCAUUUCUGUCCGGUGGCCCUGAAAGACAACUUUGUCUUGUACCCAGGGAACCCUGAAAUAGCCUCAAAGUACAGAGAAAAAGUGUAUUACUUCUCUACCAAUGAAGCCAGGGACAAGUUCAUAAUCAACCCUACAGAUUUCCUCCCCAAACAUAAACCACUGGAUCCCCCACCCAUUCGUGUGUUGAUUCUGGGAGCCAGAGGUGCUGGUAAAACACUCCAUGGCCGACAGAUGGCCAGAAAGCUGGGUCUGUUCCAUAUCUCAUUCAAAGACAGACUCCAGGAGUUGAUCAUUGCCAAGACCAGGAAGAAGGUGGGACCAGAGUAUGAAGAAGACAACCAGGAGGAACCAGAUGAACCGGAUGAGGAUGAAGAUGAGGCAGCCAUUACAGACCCUGAGGGAAAACCAGUGGAGAAGCCAGCCGAACCCUCAGACAGCAAGGAGAGCGGGGCAGAGGAGAAGGAAGAAGAGGAGGUGGAGUUUACAGAGGAGGAAGAGGCCAUUAAAGCUAACCUGGAGUCAGAUGAGCCCCUCCCAGCUGAAGUCCUGGACACCAUUAUCCCUGCCUGGUGGAACAAAGAACCAUUUAAAUCCACAGGGUUUGUACUGGAGGGGUUCCCUAGAACCAGUGAGGAGACUAAAUACAUGGCAGAAAUGGGUCUGUUCCCAGACUCUGCCAUCAUUCUAAAUGUAGAGGACAGUGAUGUCAUUGGCCGUCUUCUGCCUCCCAAACUCGAUAAGUGGAGAGUAAAGCGAGACAAACGAUUGGAAAAGAAACGAAAGAAGAAGGAGAAGGCUCAGAAGAAGAGGGAAGCAGCAAUUCAGAAACGCAGAGAGGAGCUCCUUAAGGAGCAGGAAGAGAGGAGGAAAGAAAAAGCGGCAGAGAAGGCGGCAGCACGAGAAGAUGCUGAGGAGGAGGAGGAACCAGAAGAAGAAGAAGAGGCAGAGGAGGAAGAAGAGGAAGUAGAUAUUGAGGCUCAACUAGCCGAGGAGUUCGAGGAGGAGGAGGAAGAAGAAGAAGAGGAGGAGGAACAGGAGGAGGAUGCCACGGACAGAAUGAGAAACGAUCUUAAUGAAGUGUACGAUAACGACACCAAUAAACUCGCUGCUGUGCAGGAAACUCUGGAGGAGAUCUCUGUUCCCCGUGUAACUGUGGAGGCUGGAAGGAAGCCACACAUUGUUCGAUACACCAUGUCUAAAGGCCUCAAGCCAUUCAUCGACUUCAGGCACAGCAUGUUUGAGAGGGUGUACCCCAUCAGUGAGAGGUUGGCCAAUAAAAUGCUGCAGACAGGCUACAAACAACCCAGCAAAUUUGGCAGAUGGUGCCCUGUCAAGUUAUAUGAGGGAGAUGUGAUCCAGCCAAUGAAUGGUCUAGGAUUUGCGACCUACCCAUGUAUCUAUCGACAACACAUCUACUUCCUCUCUAGCCCUCAGACUCGGGAGGAAUUCUCCAAGAACCCCAUGCUAUACCUCACACAGAAUGUCUCCAGGCCAGUAGUACCAAUCAGACUGAGUAUAAUUGGACCACCGAAGUCCGGCAAAACCACAUUGGCUAACAGGUUUGUGAGUGAGUAUGGCUUGGUUAGAUUGUCCAUUGGAGAAGCCAUGAGACGAGUUCUGGCGGAACAACCCAGGACAGAUCUGGCUAAAUCCAUUACCAAACACCUGGUCAAGGGACUGACCGUUCCUGAUGAGCUGGCCGUCCAGGCUCUGGACAUCUGUCUGAUGGACAUGAGAUGUCAGACCAGAGGGUAUGUGUUGGAUGGCUACCCCAUGACCAAGAAGCAGGUAGACCUGAUGACUGAGUGUAGCAUCAUACCAGUCAGGGUCGUGGAGUUAGUGAUGGACAGCAAGGAAGUGAUGAUCCGCGGAAUGACUGACCGCAUAGCACCCACAAGGACAUUGCCUCUUCACGACAGUUCUCAGAUUCUGGCCGUUAAGCUGGCUGCCUACAAUAAAGAUGUAGGUCAGGUCAAGGAAUGGUACAAGAAGGAGCACAUGAACCAUGAAAUGAUCAGUGGGGAGCGCUCCAAGUGGUGGGUCUGGAACGCUGCCCUUGACAUCUCAAAAAUAAGCGUGUCACAGAUACAGACCUACCUCAAGAGAAUCGGAGACGGUGAAGCGGCAUCCAUUGCAGACAUGUGUAUCACCCCAGAUGAAUUUCUGCAGCGAGUGGGCGACUUUGGUCAGUAUUGUCCGGUCAGUUUGGCCGACAAAAAUGAACUCAUCGACUGCUCCACCAACAUCACUCUUAAACAUGCUGCCGAAUACAGAGGACAUUAUUACAAAAUGGCUGGUCAGAAAGAAUUGGACAAGUUUUUGGCUGACCCUGAGAGAUAUGUUCCUCCCCUAGCCCCCAACAAACUCCCCCCACCGGAGCUCCUUCCCAACAGACACACCCCCUCUGAUGUGAAGGCCUCUCAGGAGAUUGAACUGUUAGGAUACUGUCCAGUCACAUUCCUUGAUGGACACUGCAGAUAUGAGGCUAUAGUCCCAGGAAUACCAGAAUUCAUAGCAGAAUACAGAGGAAAAUUCUUCUAUUGCGAGUCUGAAGAAAAGCUCCUAAAAUUCAUGAAAACCCCUGAGAAAUAUUAUGACCUGAAGCUGCCCCACAAACUUCCCCCUCCCAAGGAGACCCUCCCCGUGACGGGCCUCCCCAUGCUGGGGUACAUGGAGCAAUCCAGUGCCACUGCCAUGGUCAAAGCUCUGACCGCCUGCGGAAACUUCAAACCCAAAUACCCCUUUCUCAGUUCUACGAGGUCAGCUCUCAUGUAUGUCGCCUAUCAUCUCAAAGCCUAUAAUCCUAAAAGUUCUGAAUAUGUAAGAAAGAAGUACAAGAAAAAGUUACAAAAAUUUGAAGAAACAUGUCAACUUAUCCGUUACCUUGGAGACAAUAUGACAGUGCGGUAUCGUGCUCCAAAUGAUCGCCCCGGCGAUUUUGACAACAAAUUAGAAGUAUUCUUUGCUCUAAGAGGAAUUGAACCAACAAAAACAUGGAUGGUGUGAUAUUGAGGGCUUUAUUUCGGUUUUUGUUAGGAUAACAGUUCAUACAAAAUUUUUAAGUGCAUUAACUGUGUGAAAGGUGCUCAUCUGAUUCCUAGAUAUGAAGUCUGUAAGUGAUACUGCUGACUAAAUCGAUAACUUAUACAUACAUGUAAGUUAAAUGUCAAAGGUUAAUAUAUUAAACUUUAUCCAACUUUGUAAUCUUUUCAUUGUUGCCCACAAAUUCUGAACAUAUUCCUGAUUGUGUCAGAUGAAUGUACCCAGAUAAACCUUGUGAUGCCUUUACAUGACUGUACCCUUGUACUGUGAUAAAGCUGUCACGUGUUUCUAUUGUAUUGUUGACAAUGUGUAUUAAACAAUAAGAUUAUGUACAUAGAUGUGAAUUGUACAGGUUAUGGAUAUCGUCCGUCCAAUAAAUAUGUCAUACAAAG